GGCCGCCCGCCGGGGGAGCGCGCGCCCCCUGCCGCCCGCCGGGGGAGCGCGGCGCGGGCUCCCGGGAGGCCGAGAACAUGGCGGGGCGGCCCGCGGCCUCGGCCUCGCAGCCUCCCGACCCCGACCGAGCAGCGCCCAAUGCGGUGGCGCGGAUCUCACAGUGGGCGGACGACCACCUGCGCCUCGUCAGGAACAUCAGCACUGGAAUGGCCAUAGCUGGAAUAGUGUUAUUUAUAAGAAGUGUUCGACUGACGUCAAAAUUUACAAGUUCUUCAGAUAUUCCAGUAGAAUUUAUAAGAAGAAAUGUUAAACUACGUGGACGAUUACGACGAAUAACUGAGAAUGGUUUAGAAAUUGAACAUAUUCCUAUUACUUUACCUAUUAUAUCUUCAUUGAGAAAAGAGCCAUGUGGUGCUUUGCUGGUUAAGCUGGCUGGAGUAGAACUCACUGAAACUGGGAAAAUAUGGUUACAGAAAGAACUAAAACCUUCCCAGCAAGUAUGGUUCCAACUUCUUGGAAAGGAAAAUUCAGCACUCAUUUGCUACCUUUUAGUAAAUAAGGGAGGAUAUUUUAGUGUGAGUCUUAAUGAAGAAAUUUUGAGAAGAGGCCUUGGCAAAACUGUUCUUGUUAAAGGGCUUAAUUAUGAUUCUAAAAUCUAUUGGACAAUUCAUAGAAACUUACUUAAAGCUGAAUUAACAGCCUUAAAAAAAAGAGAAGGAAUAUGGAAGGAAGAAUCUGAAAAAGAAAACUAUUUGGAAAAACUCAAAGAUUCCUGGAGAGAAAUAUGGACAAAAGACAGUUAUUUAAAAACAAUUGGAUCAGAUCUCAACUUGAAAAAGGAAAGUUACUAUGACAAACUUAGAAGGACUUAUGAAAUAUGGAAAGACAACAUGAAUAACUACUCCUUAAUACUGAAAUUCAGAGAACUUAUAAGUCGCAUACACUUUCGAAGAAAAGGGUGAAAUAUCCAAGAGAUCUAGAGGUGAUCUGCUCUGAAGAGUAAAAUAUGUAAAUAUAUGGACAUUUUCAUUGAGUCAAAAUGGAAAUUUCCCCAAAUGAUGAAAGUUGUAGUUUAAUGGUAUUUAAAUAUUAAAGAGAUGAUUAUGAUAAGUGUAAUAUCACAAUUAAUUUAAAUAAAUUAUGAUUCAUGUAAUAUGCUUUUAGGAAAAAUGAAGCAUUCUAUAAAAAGUUACCAAACUGAAGGAUUUAUAUAUGUAGUGCUAACGUUUGAAGAGAAAGUUUAACUAUUGGCCAUCGUGUUAUUUUGGGCAGCCACAUUUGAUUUUUGUUUAAAGAGAAUAUUUGUUUUAUUUUUUCAGGUUUAUCAUCUUUCAUUAUUUAUAAUAAAGGAAUUCU
Messenger RNA from Lemur catta (Ring-tailed lemur), 1356 nucleotides. It is a transcript of the gene MISO1, whose product is annotated as chromosome 1 C3orf33 homolog. Lineage: Eukaryota; Metazoa; Chordata; Mammalia; Primates; Lemuridae. The transcript has 5 exons. Bases 78 to 962 code for a protein of 294 amino acids. The record is from RefSeq and is a predicted model, not a curated record.